Molecule: messenger RNA, 8120 nt
Organism: Pelobates fuscus (common spadefoot toad)
Lineage: Eukaryota; Metazoa; Chordata; Amphibia; Anura; Pelobatidae
Gene: AHCTF1
Product: AT-hook containing transcription factor 1
Exons: 37
Coding region: 282-7940 (2552 amino acids)
Molecular function (GO): protein binding
Source: RefSeq, a predicted model, not a curated record
CGCGCUCACUGGAGAGCCGAGUGAAUCCGGGUCGCAGGGGGCGUGGUUCGCUGCUCCCUCGCUGAGAAGUUGUGGCUGCAGGCGCAGGCCCCGUGUUUAUCGGUUUAAAUGCACAGAGUGCUGUAGAGAUCGGGCGGCUCUAUCUUGUAUUGGAGAGCAGCAGAGGCCACAGCGCAGCAUACCAGAUCCCCUGUUAACCUGUGAUACCGGGCUCGGUGUAGGCGGCAAGGCUGGAGCGUGUGGGAGAUCAGGCCUGACACCGUCUGCCCUCAGGAGCCAAUAUGCAAAAUCAAACUGCACAACUAUGCAGCAGUUUGCUGCAGUUUCCUGAGGUAACCGUAAAAGGUCUUCAAGAAGAUGAAAUAAAUCUAGAUUCAGUCCUUCGCGGCAAGUUUGUCUCUGGGAAAACUGGUCUGGCUUGGUUGGCAUGUGGACCACAGCUGGAAGUUGCUAACUUUUUAACAGCAGAGAGACUCUCUGCUUAUCGUUUUAGCGGUGUGACGGCACAGCCUCCCACUGUUGUAGCGGUUAGAGAGUUUUCAUGGCAGAAAAAGACUGGAUUACUUGUGGGACUUGAGGAUUCAGAAGGUGGUGUUCUCUGCCUGUACGAUGUGGGAAUAUCAAAAGUUGUUAAAGCAGUUGUUCUUCCUGGAUCAGUAACUGCUCUUGAACCUGUUAUUAAUCAUGGAGGCGCCAAUGCCAGUACUCAACAUCUGCAUCAGAGCUUGCGUUGGUUCUUUGGCGUAGCUGCAGUUGUUACUAAUGAUGGACAUGUCCUCUUAAUUGAUCUUUGUUUGGAUGAUGUAUCAUCUAAUCAGGAUGAACUUGAAGCGUCAGACCUUGAAGUGAUCAGUGGAAUUCCAACUGAAAUCCCUAUGUUUCGAGAAGCUGCAGCUAGGGAGCAUCGACAUCUUUGUCUUCAGUUGCAAGCACCAACUGGAACUCCAGCAACCACCAUUACCUAUAUCAGCAGAACUAACCAGUUGGCAGUUGGAUUUUCUGAUGGAUAUCUUACUUUAUGGAACAUGAAAACUUUAAGAAGAGAAUACCGUGUUCAGGUUGAAGGAGGGCGAAUUCCAAUAAAUUCAAUUACUUUUCAGGAACCUGAGAAUGACCCUCGGCACUGCUGUUAUCUGUGGGUUGCUCAAACAAACCAAAGUGGUGGUGAUGUCAGCUUGCAUUUGCUGCAGAUGGCUUUUGGUGACAGAAAAUGCUCUGCGUCGGGACAAAUUCUCUAUGAGAACUUAGAAUAUUGUGAGGAGAGAUACAGCCUGGAUCUUUCAGGGAACUCCACGUCUCUCAGAGGACAGACUGCCAGAAUCAAGUUGCUUAGCUGUCAAACUGUUGAAAAGUUCCGUGUUCCAAGAGAAGAUGGCAUCCAUGAAGUCACAUCACCUGAGACAAGCAUAUCCAUCUUCGGCUGGCAAGUGCACGGUUAUGGACAAAACAGACCUAACAUUUAUUUAGGAGUGUUUGACAUAAAUCGAUGGUAUCAAGCUCAGAUGCCUGACUCUUUAAGGCAGGGUCAAUUUCUUCGCAGCUGCUCCUAUUUUGCGUUUUGGUCUCUUGAAGAAUUGAUGAAUCUGACGGAUGAGAGUAUUAUUGAUAUUCUUGUGCAAGAUCGUAGUUUAAACCGCGGUGCUCCACCCUCAUACCCACCACCUGAGCAGUUCUUCUACCCAAGUACCUACAACUUUGAUGCUGCAUGUCUUCUGAAAAGUGGAAUAGUGCAUAUAAAAUGUGCAGGCUUUCAUAAGGAGACAUUGCACUUCUUAAAGAACUCAGGAUAUUCCUUAAAUGAAGCUAUUCCUGAAGGCUUUAACAGAUGUCUUGUAGCAGGCUUGCUCUCUCCAAGACACACUGAUGUACAUCCUGCUAACUUAAGUCAGGAUGAAAAAUUGCAAGCAGUCCUGUCAGCUGCUGUUGAUACUAGUUCCCAUGCACUUUUAGCCAGCUGUAUCAAGCAUUGGACUUCAGAAGAGCAACCAAGAUGUGCUGCUAACCUGCGCUUUGUUCUGGAGUGGACAUGGAAUAAGAUGACUUUGACGAAGGAGGAGUUUGACAGACUUUGUGUUCCUCUUUUUGACGGGUCGUGUAAUUUUAUUGAUCCACAAACACUUCAGUCUCUUCAACACUGCCAUCUGCGUUUCAGCAAUCUGACAACUGUUUUGAGUUGUUUCUUAACAGAAGCACAGGAAGUAACCAUACAAGGCCUAAUGGACCUAACAAACAAACAGUCUGUCGGUAGACUUUUGACACUCUAUGCCUCUGUUGUCCUCUGGUUUUGUCGAAUUGGCCUGUUGCCAGAUAAUGCAGAUGAAUCCAUGCAAUUAACCAGACCAUACUACAAUUAUGAUCGUACGCAGAAGUUCUAUUCAGAGAGACGGAAGAAGAUGGAAAAUUUGUCUAGUGGGAAGUGGAAAGCUAAUUCCUUGAUGAUUGAUGGAAUGACUUGCCAGUUUGGAAACCGAAUUGAGCUGCUGUGGAGCAGGGAUGGCACAGGAAAAUACCCACCUUCGAGCUUACAAGCACUUCUUGAUUUGUACCUCAUUGAAACUGCAGAAGAAAUGAGCAAACAUGCUAUUACCAUUUACUUUCUGCUGGAUAUUAUGUAUUCAUUACCAGACAAACCGGAUUCUUCAAUUGACUCAUUCCCCACAGCCUUUUCAAUUCCAUUUGGCCUCAUCAAACUUAUUCAAGGGUUUUGGCUUCUGGACCGUAAUGAUUGUCAGAACGCUGUGGAUUGUAUCCUUCACCCUGGUGCCCAUCAUUUGGUGACCUGGCAACAUCUUCAAAUAAUAGAAUCACUGAUGUGCCUAGGGGAUUACAGACAAGCUUUGCGAUACAUAAAAGUUAUGAACCCUCCAAUAACAUGUGUUCGAGAGGUCAUAUUGCACAUGACUGUGCUAUUGGCCAAUAGGCAAAUCAUGGAGGCUUGGAACCUGCAAAGAAACUACUCAACUCGCCUAAAUAUUGAAGAGCUUCUCAAGCAUGCAUAUGAAGUGUGUUCAGACAUGGGUCUUCUGCCAGAGUUAAUGAAACUCACUUUAACACAAUUGGAGCAAGAACAUUUACAACGAUUUUUGGAAACUAGUGGAAGUGUGCAAAAUAAGGAGUUGCUUUUAGUGCACUAUUUGCUGCGUGCCAAUUAUGUUCCUGCACUGCAAUUAAACCAGUCCAUGAAGGCAAUUUCUAUGAAUGACUGCGAUCGUCGUGUGCGUGACAGAGCAGUUGCCAGAAAUACUAUGUUUGAACAGUAUGCAAAAGUUCUUCCCAGGGUGCAUCGAACAUUGGCCAAUGAGCGAGCUAAUCCUUAUAUGUCUUCGCUUGUUUGGAAGGAGGUAUCCAGACCCAAGCCUUUAUCAACUGUUGCAAAGCCAGCAGCUAAUGGAAGUUUAACAACUAAAGCUUCUUUUAUUAGAAAUGUGCUUUGCAAAAUUCAGGAGGUAUCUGUUGCUUAUGACCGCAGAAGCUUUCCUAAUGAAGCUCAAGCCUCAAGCACAGCAUCACAAUGUUUUACAUGCCCUGAUGCGUUUCUUGGUACACCUUUGACAAAGAUAAGGAGAAUUUCCAGACUUCUGGAUUCUGUAGUUCAACCUUCACCUGUGCCCAAUCCAAAUGCCAUUGAUCGCACACCUUGUCCAUCUGUAAGGUUGAUUUCAUCUAGCCCUAUACAGUUACAUGUACCAGAUGUUGUAGAACUGAGAAGUGUGAAAAGAGCUGAAGAAUUCAACUUAUUACAUACACCACUUGUGGUCAAGAGGGCAAAGGCAUUGGCCAGCACUACUUCUUCUGGAUAUAUUGGUUUCACACCUCAAUCCAUAUUGAGAUCAAGUGUACGGACUACCCCUCUAGUGUCUCCUUCUGUAUCUCCAGGAAGAUCUCUUACUCCUCCAUUACGACCCAAGGAGACAAAAAUCUCUUUUAUGGAAGAGAUUGGAAACAAAUAUGCAAAAACUGUCUUUUCAUCUGAUAGAGACCUGCUGGAAGCUUCACCUGUAUUAAGAUCAGCACCAGACAUGCUAUGGUCUGAAAGCAAAGUUCAAAUGCCCUCAUUCUCGGGGAGCAUUACAUGCCAAGAACAAGAUGAUAAAAUUGAGGAUUUGUCAGUAGAACCCAAUGAUGAAAGCCCAGCGAAAAUGUCACUGAGCAAAGACGCUGUUAACGUGUCUCUGCGUUCAGAUGAGACCACUCUUGAAUAUCAUGAUGCUCCAACUCCAGAAGACAUGGAAGAUGAUGUGUUAACUGUAACCACAAAACCUCAUGACAAAGAAAUGAUGGAAGAGGAAAAUGAAGAACUUAAAACAGGACUAUCUGUGGAAAUCCUAGAACAAGAGAAAGAUGAUGAAAUUGAAGGUGUUCCUCCAAAGAAUGAUCAUAAAGUAUAUGAACAAUUGAUUCCAGUGCAGGAUAUUGAGAGAGAUUUGGAACCACUGGACAGACCUGAAGUUAACUUUCCAUCAGCUGAAGUUGGUAAUGCAGCAUCUGUUCCAUCAACUAGUGACUCUGCAUCUGUAAUCAGUAUUCAUGACAGUGAAAUAGCAAGCAAGUGGGAGCUUGAACAACACACCAUAGAUGACGUGGAGGCAGCUGUGACCCUUGAGUCUCCUUGUGCAGAAAUUCGAGAAGAGAAGGAAAUAGAGAUCAAACUACCAGACUCAGAUAUUCACUUUGAUGUAUAUGAAUCCUCUCAUGUUGGAAAUGCUUAUAAUAUUGAAAAUAUUGAACAUCACUAUAAUAGUGAGAUAGUGGAUGCUAUAAACUGUUUGGAUAAUGAAAUGAAUGAUGCAGAAGGAGAACAUUUUGCAGAGCAAAAUAACUUUACAUUGGUACUUGAAGGUGGAGAAGAAGAUGCAACAGAAAUGCAAGUAAACCGUGAAGAUCACUUUGAGUCUUUGGCUACUGAAGUGCCUAGCAAUCUCAUAUCUUUAGUAACAAAAGAUCAUAAACCAGUUCAUGAGGCUGAUACCUUUCCAAUUAUGAGCAGAGAACAUGAAACCACUGUGCCUGAACCAGUAAAGAUUGACAAAAAUCUGCUGGAUUUUACCGAAAUAAAUAGUGAAAAUGUGUUCGAGCCUUUAAGUAAGGUUUCCAAUUUUAUGACGCCGAUACAAGGUUUAAAUUCUGAAAUUUCUGCGUGUAAUAUAAAAACUGUGAUUGAGAUACCAACAAAUACACUGGCCACAAAGAGUGUUGGGGUAGAUGUUAAGGAUUCUCCUCCCAGCGAUCUCAUUCCUAUAGUGGUAAAUCCUCUAACCCCACGUAGAAGUAUAAGGAAUAUUUCAAAGUUGUAUGAAAGUGCAGAGUUUGAAGAAAAGUCUCUCCCAACAACCCCAAGGAGAGGAAGAAAGGCAAAAGGAAUAAUUGAUAAUCUUAAUGACCUUUCUAAUCUACAAGAGGAAGAGGUACCAGUUAGUAUUAAGAGAAUAACCCGUAAAAACCAAAAUAUUGCAUCUGAAAGUUCUUUAAAUGCAGAAAUAGAAGGCCCAAGCACGCAGUUUGCAAAAGAGCCAUCUACUCCAACUAGGACACACAGAGCUACAUUACCAGCAGCAGAUCAAAUACAUGUUGAAAAUGAACCAACCAUUGAAGAACCUGAACUAAAACCGCCGUCUACCCCAACUCGAGGUAGCAGAGUAAAACUGUCAACACCAGAAGAUCAAAUGGAGACAGAAAGUAAUUUAAUGGUUGAGAAAACUGCACCAAUACAACCAUCUACUCCUACUAGGUCUCGGAAAGGAAAGUUAUCCAGAGCAGAACAAAUAGACACAGAAAGCAAACCAAUCCUUGAGGAAACUGCACCAAAACAACCAUCUACUCCAACAAGAGCACACCGAGGAAAGGUACUGUCUGCAGAGGUACAAAUAGAUAAAGAAAAUGAAACCAUUGAGGAAACUGCAUCAAAACAACCAUCUACUCCAACAAGAGCACACCGAGGAAAGGUACUGUCUGCAGAGGUACAAAUAGAUAAAGAAAGUGAAACCAUUGAGGAAACUGCAUCAAAACAACCAACUACUCCAACUAGAACUCGUAGAGGAAAGGUACACUCAGCAGAAGAACAAAGGGAUACAGAAAGUAAUGAAACCAUCAAGGAAACUGCAUCAAAACAACCAACUACUCCAACCAGAGCUCGUAGAGGAAAGGUACACUCAGCAGAUGAACAAAGGGAUACAGAAAGUAAUGAAACAAUAGAAGAAACUGCUUCAAAACAACCAUCUACUACAACCAGAGCUCGUAGAGGAAAGGUACACUCAGCAGAUGAACAAAGGGAUACAGAAAGUAAUGAAACAAUAGAAGAAACUGCAUCAAAACAACCAUCUACUCCAACUAGGGCUCAUAAAGGAAAGGUACUCUCAGCAGAGGAACAAAUAGAUACAGUAAGUAAUGAAACAAUCGAGGAAACUGCAUCAAAACAACCAUCUACUACAACCAGGGCUCGUAGAGGAAAGUUACUCGUAGUUGAGGAACAAAUCGAUACAGAAACUAAUGCAACAAUCGAGGAAACUGCUCAAAAGCCUCCAUCUACUCCAACUAGGGCUCGUAGAGGAAAGUUACCUGCAGCAGAGGAACAAGUAGAAACAGACAGUAAUACACCUGUUGAGAAAAUUGCACAAAAGCAACCAACUACUCCAACGAGGGCUCGUAGGGGAAAGCUACUCGUAGUCGAGGAACAAAUAGACACAGAAACUAAUGCAACAAUUGAAGAAAUUGCACAAAAGCCUCCCUCUACUCCAACUAGGGCUCGUAGAGGAAAGUUACUCAAAACAGAGGAGCAAAUAGAGGCAGAAAGUAAGGCAACAGUUGAAGAAUCUGCACCAAAACAAUACAUUACUUCAACUAGGACUCGCAGAGCAAAUUUACCAGAACCAGAGGAACAAAUAGACACAGAGAGUAAUGCCGAGAUCAAUGAUACUUCACCUAAACGACCAACUACUCCAAUUAGGGCUCGCAGAGGAAAAUUAAAAGAACCAGAAGAUCAUAUCUCAGUGAAUAUUCAAGAGAGUCCUCCACCUCAUUCAAGAAUAACAAGAUCCCAAAACAUUGAAUAUGGAGACAUAAUCUCAAGUCAAAAAGAAGGUAAUGAGCAUGUAAAAGGCAGACAAGGCAGACGUCUUGUAAAUGAGUUGGUCAAACAUUUUGAGCUUGGUUCUUCUCAACCCGACAGUAUAAGCCCACCUGUAUCUCCAAACAGAGUUUCUCUGAGGUGGACAAGAAACAGAUCAGAAAAUAAAAUACUUGAAGAGGUAUUUUUAAAGGCUAUUGAGGAAACUACACAUAUUCCUAGAAAAAGAUCCAAGACAAAAUCAGAGGAAGUUACAGAAUUACCUGCAGGUACUGGCUUCGAGGAAGUUAAAGUCUCAUCUGUUACUAAUGGCUCAAUAAAGGAAAAUAAGAAAAUGGCACUUCCUUCUGUGUCAGAGGAACUUGUGGAAGAUAGAUUGCAGCUGCCAGAAAGCCAGGACCAAAGUAGUGCUCUCAAUUUUGCCUUCUCCACCCCUGUGACAAAACGUAAAAAAAUAAAAGUUCAAGAAACCGGAAUAGCUGAUUUUCCUGGGCACUUGAAACCACAAACCUCUUCUGAAUUUGUCUUCUCUCCACCUUCCACAAGGACGAGGAGACUAAGAUCUGCUUUCAUUGAAUCUGUGAAAAAUGAGGUCGUGAAACUCCCCAAGCCCCGUAAAACUGGAAACCCUGCUGAAGAGCCUGUUCUAAGAAAGAGAGGCAGACAACCAAAAGACAGCAAAUCAAAGGAAAAGGUGUCUUGGUCUCCUCCACCAGUGGAAAUUCAACUGCUUUCACCGCCCAAAAAUGCAGAUACUAUUGCUGCAAAUGCGAAGUCUGUGGCCAUUGAAUCAACUGCCACAGAAAAGAAAACACUGAAGAGAAAUAAGAGAAAAAUAGUAAUAUCAAAACCUGUCUCGCGCCGGAAGCUGAGAUGAUCUGUUUUAUAUUGUUUUUAAUGUGCACAUAUGUUUAUAAAGUCAAGAACUCUGUAUAAUACAGAAACCAAAACUGGUCAACAAGAGAAUAAUUUAUAUAAAUUAUUGAAAAUGUUCUUAAAAUAAACAAACAUAAAUUGAAAUCUUACUCCAUGUGAAGUAAAGAUUUUUUUUUUUCUG